This is a messenger RNA of Cuscuta campestris, 1537 nucleotides long. Lineage: Eukaryota; Viridiplantae; Streptophyta; Magnoliopsida; Solanales; Convolvulaceae. The record is from the annotation of a GenBank genome assembly.
CUGAUUGGCGUGGAAUGGUGUUGAUUUCUUCCAACCUCCUCCCCCAUGCCCAUCCAUUGAAACGAAAACCUCCCCACCCCCCCGAUUGCUGGCUGAUUCCUCUUCUCUCUGCCCUAUCACGCACUUCCAUUUCCUCCAUCAAAUCCCAUUCUUCAAUCCUCUCCCCAGUUGGAUUAUUUCUCCUUCUUGAAAGAAAGAAAUAUGAAUGAAGAUGUGCUUGUCCCGGAGGAAGUCAUGAUCCAGAUCCUCGCCCGAUUGCCCGUCAGAUCACUUGUCAGAGCCAGAUGCGUUUGCAAGCUCUGGCUCGCUCUCAUCCGCGACACAUACUUCUUUCGCCUCUACAGCGAUGUGUCUCUUCGGAAUCCCCUGGUUUUGCUCGACGCCGGCGGAUUGUUCUGCGUUGACCGUCGGAGGGGCGUGUCCGAAUUGUCUCUGGAUUUCUUGGGAGACAGAGUUAAAGUUAGGGCUUCCUGCAAUGGCCUCCUGUGCUGUUCCAGCAUUCCAGACCGAGGCGUCUACUACGUCUGUAACCCCAUGACCCGGGAAUUCAAGCUCCUUCCCAAGACCAGCAGAGAAAGACACGCCACCAGGUUCUCCCCGGAUGGGGAGGCCACCCUUGUUGCCUUGGCUUGUGACAUGCCGACCCUCCACUUUCGUGUCGUGUUGGCCUGCUACCACAGGCCCCGGAGGGACUUUGUGUGUUCGGUUUACGAUUCCCGGUCCAACAAGUUGACGAAAUCCGUGUCGGUUCACGCACAUGAACAAGAACCAGCCCGUUUUUGUCAACGGGGCACUGCACUGGUUGACGGACGCGGGUUCCUGCGUGCUGGUCCUGGAUUUGAGUGUUGGGGAGUGGAGGCAGAUCCAUCUCCCCCGUGACGUGUGCUGCAGGGCUGGAACCCGGGGCUAUUUGCUGGAGUUGGAGGGGCGUUUGUCUGUGGUACGGAUAUCAGAGGCUUGGAUGGUGGUUUGGGCCAUGAGGAGCUGCUGCGGGGGUGGCGGAGAAGAAGAAGAAGAAGAAGGAUGGGAUAUGGUGGAUAGGGUGAGCGUGAGGUGCAUAAAAGGGAUGGUACCGGGGGUGUUCCCGAUAAGCCAGUCGGGGGAAUGCGUGCUGCUUGCCACACACAAUCAGGUUCUGGCAUACCAUAGGAAGAGCAGGGUGUGGAAGGAGGUGUAUUCUGUGAGGAACACCCUGCCCUUGUGGUUUUCUCUAUAUUCAUUUCGGAGCACCAUUUUCCCAUGCCAUAAUUCAUGAGGACGACGACGAUGAUCUGCUUAGUUCUCCAAUCUCCACUAGUGGGAAUUGGGAAGGAAAUAUUAUAUUGUUUGGUGGCAGUCAAGGAGAAACUAUGGCCUAGCAGUUUGGAUUGUUCUUUUUAUGGUUUUGGCUAAACUCAUGUGUUACUACGUACAUGUUUAAUUAGUACUUCUGGUACGAGCUAAACUUUUUUUUGCUAGGUUUUCCAUGCCAUUAAUGAUGGAUGCUUUUGAAGUUGGCAUUUGAUCAUAUUGGAUUGAAUCAAAUUGCUUGCUUGUG